AUGCAACUAGGUGGACAAAGUAUUGUCGAUCGACUUUUAGCUGCAAAAAAUACUAUAUCUGGACAACUUGUAGCUAAAGUUGUAUGUAAAGCAACAACAGAAGAAAUCAUAGGACCUAAACGAAAACAUCUCGAAUUUCUUUUACAAGCAACACAUGACAUGAAUGUUUCGAUUCCUGAAACUGCUGAUCUUUUAAUUGAACGUUCACAAAAUUCUUCAUGGGUUGUUUCAUUUAAAUCAUUAAUUACAAUUCAUCAAUUAAUGUCAUAUGGAAAUGAACGUUUUGAAGCUUAUAUGGCAUCACAUAAUUAUCAUUUACAACCAGCUGUUAUGAUUGAUCGCAUGGGAAUGCCUGGCACUGAUAUGUUAAUAUAUAUUGGUCGAUAUGCUGAUUAUUUAAAUGAAAAACGUGAAGCUUAUAAAUUAAUGGGUUAUGAUUUUUGUAAAAUAAAACGAGGAAAAGAUGAUGAACUUUUGCGAACAAUGCCUAUUGAUAAGUUAUUUAAAACUUUACCUUUGCUUCAAAAACAAAUUGAUGCUAUACUUCAUUUUGAUAUCACACCUAAUCAGUUGACAAAUAGUGUUAUACAUAAUUGUUUUUUUCUUCUUACCAAAGAUCUUAUUUAUCUAUAUGCUGCUUAUAAUGAAGGAAUAAUUAAUUUACUUGAAAAAUCUUUUAAUAUGAAUAAAAAACAAUGUCGUGAAGCACUUGACAUGUAUAAAAAGUUUCUCGAUCGAACAGAUCAAGUAUCUCAAUAUCUUAAAAUAAGUGAACGUUAUGAACAAUUAUUUGAUCGACGUUUUUGGGAAGGGUCAUCUGCUGGAGAUCGUGGUGACAUGACUGAUUUAGCGCGGGCUUCAACUAGUCUUUUAGAAUCAUUGGAAAAUCAUUUAGCUUACCUAGAAGGCAAAAAACCAUCACUACAAACGUUAGUCUCAAAAAAUUCAACAGAACAAGAUACAAAAAGCUUUUCUCGUGGUUUUGUUGCUAAUGUUAGUGAUGAUCCACAAUCAGUUCUUCAAGAAGAAACGAAAGCUCUAGCAAAAUUGAAUAUAAAAAAAGAAGCUUCAUCGCCACCAUCAGUUCCCACUUCAACAAUAAUAACAACAAAUGAAAAUCUCUUCGGUAGUACAGAUUUCUUUUCUCAACAACAACAGCAACAACAACAACAACAACAACAAUUAUUUACGGAUGAUAUAUUUUCAUUAGCCACACCAUCAUCUCAAACAAGUACAAAUACAUUUCCUGCAUUUCAAAAUGUUCUUGAUACAUCGUCAUCGAAACCAAAUGUGUUUGGUAAUGUUCUUCAGCCAACUUCGGUAUCAACAAAUAAAAAUCCUAAUUCAAUGCCACCAUUGAUCAAUGAUCAAAAGACACCAACAAUUACUAAACCACUUCAAUCAGGUGAUCUUAAUUCAUCGCUCAAUCAAUUAGUUGACCAUCUUAAUAUAAAAGAUUACUCGAAAAUUGGAAAAGAUCAUCAAUGGACAGCAAAUGAUGCAAAAAAUCAACAAAUAAUUGGUCUACCAGCAGGAACUACAAAUACACCUGGAACAAUAUGGCCAAAUUCUUCAACAAUGAGUUUACCGUUUAGUAGUAUGAAUGCUCAAUCAGAUUCGGUGUGGCAACAACCAUCACCUACAUCUUCGAUAAAUAAUCCUUUUGUUGUAUCUAGUGGAUCAUUAUCAAUGGAUUUCAAUGGUAUAAGUAAUCAACCAACCAAUCUUAAUACAAAUCCAUUUGCUGCUCAACCACUCUAUGGCACUACUAUGGUUAAUCAACAACAGGUGAAUAAUCCAUUUGGUGAUCUUUAA
Messenger RNA from Rotaria sp. Silwood1, 1815 nucleotides. NCBI's taxonomy places the organism in Eukaryota, Metazoa, Rotifera, Eurotatoria, Philodinida, Philodinidae. The record is from the annotation of a GenBank genome assembly.